UGACGGGGGGAGGAGAGGAAGGGGUUCGGGUUGGUUUUCAAUGCUCGCCUCUGGUCUUGUUUGGGAUGUAAAUUACUAUAUGUAGGAAUCAUAGAUUGUAGAUUCGGAGAUCUAUUAAGCUCAUUUUUCCUUUCCUUCAAGGCUUUAUUUUUAUAUAAAUCGGAUGUAAUCAUCACCUUUUGAUUUGCAGAGUAUCGCUGAGGAAAUAAUUUUCUUUCGAAUUCUUCCUCACGAUUCUAGCUUUUUCCUUGUAAUUUUCUUGAGAAUAUUUGCUCCCUUUUAUCCCUCCUCUCAUGUCCAAUCUGGAAAAUGUAAAAAGAAAAAAAUUACCCUCUUUUAGAUCUCUCUUGUUGUCGGGGAUUUGAAGCUAUAUUGUGAAGGUUUAUUUUGGAGAUCUUGUUUACUGACUCCUGUUUACGGGGAGAUCUAUUUUCCUGGUUAAGUUUUUCACUUUUUGUCUGCUAUGGGGGCUUGAUCUGGGGAAUAUCAGUGUUAGAUCUGAAAUUCUUUCACGUCGUUGCCGUACUUUCUAUAGAAAGCACUAUAUUUUCUGCCUGCGCUUCGCCUCGCAACCUUUCGGGCCGGCAGAUGAAAAUUUUACGAAGUUGUCGAAAUCGGUAGGUGGAGGAUAAAGAUGAAUUAUUUUCCAGACGAGGUAUUAGAACAUGUUUUCGACUACGUGACGUCUCACCGUGACCGGAACGCUGUGUCUUUAGUGUGCAAAAGCUGGUACAGAGUAGAAAGAUGUAGUCGGCAGAGGGUGUUCAUAGGGAAUUGCUACUCGAUCAGUCCGGAAAGAGUGAUCCAGAGGUUUCCGGGUCUAAAAUCCCUAACUCUGAAAGGAAAACCACAUUUCGCGGACUUCAAUUUGGUUCCUCAUGAAUGGGGAGGCUUUGUGCAUCCAUGGAUUGAAGCGCUGGCUAGAAGCCAAGUUGGGUUGGAGGAGCUUAAGUUGAAGAGGAUGGUGGUCUCGGAUGAUAGCCUUGAGCUACUUUCCUAUUCGUUCCCAAAUUUCAAAUCUCUAGUUCUUGUUAGCUGUGAAGGGUUUACCACUGAUGGUUUAGCAGCCAUAGCUGCAAAUUGCAGGUUACUGAGGGAUCUGGACCUGCAAGAGAAUGAAAUUGAUGAUCACAGGGGUCAAUGGUUGAAUUGCUUUCCUGAUAGUUGUACAUCACUCGUCUCAUUCAAUAUUGCUUGUCUUAAAGGGGAUGUUAAUCUGGGGGCUUUAGAGAGGCUUGUUGCCAGAUCUCCUAAUCUUAAGAGCUUAAAGUUAAACCGUGCUGUACCCCUUGACGCCCUCCAGAGGAUAUUGAUGAGAGCACCUCAGCUGACAGACUUGGGUACUGGGUCCUUUGUCGAUGAUCCAGAUUCUGAGGCCUACUCCAAGCUAAAGCAUACGAUUUCAAAGUGCAGAUCAAUAACUAGUUUGUCAGGGUUUUUGGAGGCUGCUCCUCAAUGCUUACCUGCUGUAUAUCCUCUUUGCUCGAACUUAACAUCCUUAAACCUGAGCUACGCAGUAGGGCUUCAGGGCAGUGAUCUCAUAAAGCUAAUACGCCACUGUGUGAAGCUUCAGCGCUUAUGGAUAUUGGAUUCUAUUGGGGAUGACGGGCUCAGUGUCGUAGCUUCCACAUGUAAAGAUUUGCAGGAGUUGAGGGUUUUUCCAUCUCUUCCUUUUGAAGCUGGACCUUCAGCUGUGACCGAACGUGGAUUAGUGGCAAUAUCCGUGGGCUGUCCUAAGCUUCACUCAUUGCUCUAUUUCUGCCAGCAGAUGACAAAUGCUGCCCUCACAACGGUAGCAAAGAACUGUCCAAAUUUCAUUCGCUUUCGGCUGUGUACCCUUGAUCCCACAAAACCUGACGCUGAUACAAUGCAGCCCCUGGAUGAAGGUUUUGGAGCAAUUGUUCAGUCUUGCAGGCGUCUCAGGCGAUUGUCAAUGUCUGGUUUACUGACUGAUAAAGUUUUCCUGUAUAUUGGAACGUAUGCUGAGCAACUUGAAAUGCUCUCUGUUGCAUUUGCGGGAGAAAGUGACGAAGGAAUGCUCUAUGUGCUGAAUGGAUGCAAGAAAAUUCGCAAGCUUGAGAUAAGAGAUAGCCCUUUUGGCAAUAUGGCUCUUCUGAAGGACGUAGGGAAGUAUGAGACAAUGCGAUCCCUUUGGAUGUCGUCCUGUGAAGUGACCUUGGGAGCCUGCAAGACUUUAGCUAAGAAGAUGCCGAGAUUGAAUGUGGAGAUCAUGAGUGAAAAUGAACAAGAAUUUAAUCUGGAUGAUGGGCAGAAAGUAGAUAGGAUGUACUUGUAUCGUUCAUUGACUGGCAAGAGGAAGGAUGCUCCAGAUUUCGUCUGGACCCUGUAGGUGCAUCUUUAGGGUAUUUAAUUUCUGGUUAUUGGGCAGUUUGUACUUUAUUUUUGCAGACUAAUCAAAGGCAAUAGUAGCCGGGUGUAGCGGUUUUGUUAUAUUAGUUUAUCGCAUGCCCUCCCCGAUUUCAUGCGCCGGUA
This is a messenger RNA of Neltuma alba, 2493 nucleotides long. Its product is annotated as protein AUXIN SIGNALING F-BOX 2. Gene Ontology annotation, molecular function: protein binding. Bases 635 to 2350 code for a protein of 571 amino acids. Lineage: Eukaryota; Viridiplantae; Streptophyta; Magnoliopsida; Fabales; Fabaceae. The record is from RefSeq and is a predicted model, not a curated record. Gene Ontology annotation, biological process: SCF-dependent proteasomal ubiquitin-dependent protein catabolic process. Gene Ontology annotation, cellular component: SCF ubiquitin ligase complex. The transcript has 3 exons.